AUGUGCGACAACCAUCGUGGCAUUUCCUUGCUCUGGAGUCCUGGUAAGAUCUUGGAAAGACUCUUACUCAACUGCCUUAUCUGCCACCUAGAAAAAGGCCUCCCCAAGUCUCAAUGUGGCUUCUGCAAGGACAGAGGAACAGUCCAUGCGAUAUUUGCAGCAUACCAACUCCAAGGGAAGUGUCAAGAGCAUAAUGAUAAGAUUUAUUGCAAUUUUCUCGACCUAACCAAGGAAUUGAGCAUGGAAGGCCUCUGGAGAAUCAUGCAGAAGUUUGGCUUCCAAAUGACACGUCAGUUACACAAUGGAAUGCAAGCUCAGGUUCAGAACAAAUAUAGGGUCCAAGAGACACUGCCAUCACCAGUCUGCAAAUUCCUCUUUGCUGACAAUUGUGCUCUCAACGCCAAAAGUGCAGCGGACAUGCAGUUCAGCAUGGACCGCUAUGCCCAAGCCUGUCGCAACUUUGGCUUAACUAUAAGCACAAAGAAAAUUGUGUUGCACCAGCCACACCCUGGAGAGGACCCUAUUGACCAAGCGUCCUUUCUAAGGGGAAUGCUUAAAUGUGGACUACUUCACAUACCUGGGCAGCACUCUCUCAAGACAAAUCCAUAA
This is a messenger RNA of Penaeus monodon (black tiger shrimp), 609 nucleotides long. RefSeq lists its product as uncharacterized. The transcript is spliced from 2 exons. Bases 1 to 609 code for a protein of 202 amino acids. Lineage: Eukaryota; Metazoa; Arthropoda; Malacostraca; Decapoda; Penaeidae. The record is from RefSeq and is a predicted model, not a curated record.